GGGAGUAUUAUUUUGUGUCAAAAAUAAAUAAAUUAACCCACUCUUUCUUUUCUCUGUCCUCCUCUCCUCAUUUGGCUGCGUCAAGAUGUCAUCGUCUUUGAUAUCGGAUUUUCUCCACCAAACUGGCGGAACUGCCAUCAUCGACGGCGGUCUUGCAACAGAGCUUGAACGCCAUGGCGCAGACCUCAACGAUCCUCUUUGGAGCGCCAAAUGCCUCAUUUCUACUCCUCAGUCUAACCUCAUUCGCCAGGUGCAUCUUGAUUACUUGGAAAAUGGUGCUGACAUUAUAACAACAGCAUCUUAUCAAGCUACUAUUCAAGGUUUUAAGGAAAAAGGUUUUUCUGAUAAAGAAGGUGAAAACAUGCUAAGAAGAAGUGUUGAAAUUGCUUGUGAGGCUCGUGAUUUGUAUUAUGAAAGAUGUGCUGCGUGCUCUUCGGGUGAUAAGUCUGAUGGUAGAAUCCUCAAGAAACGCACUAUUCUGAUUGCAGCAUCAGUUGGGAGCUAUGGAGCUUAUUUGGCUGAUGGAUCAGAGUACAGUGGGAUUUAUGGUGAUGCUAUCACAUUGGCAACUCUCAAAGAUUUUCAUCGAAGAAGAGUUCAAAUUUUGGCAGAUUCAGGUGCAGACCUGCUUGCAUUUGAAACAAUUCCAAAUAAGAUCGAAGCUCAGGCUUAUGUAGAACUUCUGGAAGAAGAGAACAUAAAGAUUCCAGCAUGGUUUUGUUUUAACUCUAAGGAUGGAAUUAAUGUUGUCAGUGGCGAUUCUCUGGUGGAAUGUGGUUCCAUUGCUGAGUCAUGCAAGAAAGUCGUCGCUGUUGGAAUCAACUGUACCCCACCUAGAUUUAUACACGAUCUUAUACUUCUUCUUAAGAAGGUGACUACAAAACCAAUUGCUAUAUAUCCAAAUAGCGGGGAAACUUAUGAUGGUGAUCGAAAAGAGUGGGUGCAAAAUACAGGUGUUACAAAUGAAGAUUUUGUCUCAUAUGUUAGUAAAUGGUGUGAGUUAGGGGCUUGCCUUAUAGGCGGCUGUUGUAGAACGACUCCUGUUACCAUUAGAGGGAUAUACAAGACACUAUACAACAGUCAAUCUGCUACUCUUGCUACAAAGUGACUGCCCUGUAUUCAGAAAGGAGGCAAAUGUUCAAACCAAUCUAAUUUAUAUGUCAAGACCAAGAAUGCGAGCAGCUGCAAUGGGUCAUGUUGCCACUUUGCGCUGAAAUGGGAAGACAAGAAUGCGAGCAGCUGAGCUAAUAAAAUGGUAGUAACAUUUUCUUUUAACAUGCUCAUUAAUAAUGAAAGAGAAUGGGUCUAGUUUUUUGGGUUUGACCCACUUAAUGUUCACAAAUUAUGUGUCUGAAAGAGUGUUGAUAAAACUUGGAACAUUAGUAACAUAUCCCAUAUGCAUGAUUGGUUAUUGUAACUUGGAACAUAAUUUGCCAUUAGUGUCCUGAGAAUAGCAGUACACUGAAUUACAAAGAAAAGAUGUUUUAUGUUUUCAUUUU
This is a messenger RNA of Trifolium pratense (red clover), 1499 nucleotides long. RefSeq names its product selenocysteine methyltransferase-like. Lineage: Eukaryota; Viridiplantae; Streptophyta; Magnoliopsida; Fabales; Fabaceae. Gene Ontology annotation, biological process: S-methylmethionine cycle. Bases 86 to 1108 code for a protein of 340 amino acids. Gene Ontology annotation, molecular function: zinc ion binding; S-adenosylmethionine-homocysteine S-methyltransferase activity. The transcript is spliced from 7 exons. The record is from RefSeq and is a predicted model, not a curated record.